This is a messenger RNA of Drosophila eugracilis, 1188 nucleotides long. Its product is annotated as antichymotrypsin-2. Gene Ontology annotation, molecular function: serine-type endopeptidase inhibitor activity. The coding region runs from base 1 to 1188 and encodes 395 amino acids. The record is from RefSeq and is a predicted model, not a curated record. The transcript has 3 exons. Lineage: Eukaryota; Metazoa; Arthropoda; Insecta; Diptera; Drosophilidae.
AUGAAAGAUGCGGAGUUCUCGGCGGGCUUGGAAGAAUUCACCUAUAGACUGCAUGACAAGUUAUGCCAUGCAAAUCCUUGCCAGAAUAUCAUCUACUCCCCGCUGUCCAUUCGAACCUCUGCUGGCAUGCUGCGGAUGGGAGCAACGGAAGGAUCGGCCACAGCCAAGGAGUUGGAUGAGGGACUCUGUUUCUAUGGUCGAGAUUUACAAGAGGUUGCCGACAGCUUCGAUGCUGUGCUUAAGUCAUACAAAGAGUGCAGAGUCCUUAAAAUGGUCAACGGACUUUAUGUGAUGAACGGUCUUGAAGUUGGUGGGCAGUUCGCCAACAUUCUUGAAAAGAAGUUCCACUCCAAGCCAAUGGAAAUUGAUUUUGGGAGUAAGCAAGCGGCCAGUAUAAUCAACAAGUGGGUAGAAUCCCAGACCAACAAUCUUGUAAAGGAUAUUAUCAGCCCUAAAGUUCUAUCCCAGGACUCUCGACUGCUACUUAUAAAUGCUAUUCACUUCAAAGGAAAUUGGUCAAUUAAAUUCCAGGAAAGCCACACUCAUGAAGAGAAAUUCUUCGGGCCCGGGAAACCUGUCAUGGUGAGAAUGAUGCACGUGUCCGAUAGCUUCUCCUUUGUCGUGCUCCCCAAGCUCGAAGCCACUGCCCUCAAAAUGGACUACAGUGCCUGCAAUCUGGCCAUGAUCUUCAUACUGCCAGAUGAGAAAUCUAAUCUCACUAGCCUAGAGCAAAAGCUACCAGGCACUUCACUACAGGCAUUGUCAUCUUCCAUGAACUUGGAGAAAGUUGAUGUGAAAAUUCCUAGUUUUAAGGCUGAGUUCCAGCAGGAACUAUCCCAGGCUUUUAAGCUGAUGGACAUGAACCGCAUUUUUGGCGAUCAGGCGGAGUUUGGAGCAAUGUUGAAGUCUCCGGCGCCGCUAUUUGUCUCAAAGAUCAUUCACAAGGCCUUCAUCGAGGUCAACGAAGUGGGCACUGAAGCUGCAGCGGCAACUGCUGUAGUUGUCACAAUGAGGAGUAUGCCUGCCCCUCAACCUCUGCCAAAGGUAUUUCACGCUAAUAGACCCUUCUUCUAUGCGAUAUAUGAUAAGACCCAUGGAAUACUCUUUGCCGGGCACUUUACCACUAAUAAGGAUGACAAAGAUGAAAAAUGUGAUAGAUGUACCUAUGGGAACGAAUGCACCUCCUGA